AAAAUGAAAUUGGGACCCUAAUCAAAUGAACCAACACCUUCAACAAAUCCACCGCGCUAACUGUCCCACCAAAAUGCACAAACUUACGCCUAUAAACGACGCAAACCUUUUCCCCCAAAUUCAAAUCAAUCAAAACCUAGCCAUAAUCGCAACAAUGGCGAGACCGACCUCCAGCAGGCAAUUGACCACCGCCCCUUCCACGGCGCCGGCUACGGGAACUACCACCACCACCACCGUGGCCCUCGAGACGUCGUCCUCCAACCAGCAGUCGCAGAUUAGGGAUUCGUUGGUUUUGAAAUUGAAGCUUCCCAAGAAGAAGGUGUCGUGGAAGGAAGGGACCGUAGACAACGAGUUUAUGAAUAAAAAGAGCUCGAAAAAAUGCUGCAUUUUUCACAAGGAGAAGCCUUUUGACGAGGACGAUUCCGACGCCGAGGGGGACUGCGAUCACGAUCACGAUCACGAUCACGAUCACGAUCACGAUCAUCAUGAUACUGGGAGGGAUAUUGAUGUUAAGGGAAGUCAUGAAGACGGUUCGUCGAGUCGGUGAUUGAUCGGCCCUCUCGAUUAUUCUGAUCAUGAGGAUUGGAAAACAGAUUUGAGAAGCAGUAAUUUGCAGGGAAAAAUAGGGUGGAACAUAGCUGAGAGUCUUUUUCCGAAUCCCUAUGGAUAAAGUAAGCCUUGGGAUUCCUGCACGUGCUCGAUUUAAUAUGCUGCCUUUAAAGUUUAGCAUUCUUGAGAAACUCUGUUCUUGGCCACAGAGCCACCGGCCAGAUUGCUCUCAUGUGAUCAUUUGUGUGAGUAUCUUCAUCUUGAGAUAGCACAGGGAAUUCAGUGUGAGUCAUUGAAUCCCUAUAGAUAAGUAAACCUUGGGAUGUUUAAACAUGCUCGAUGUGUUGCCUUUAGAGUUGAGUUGGAUUCUUGAGAA
This is a messenger RNA of Salvia miltiorrhiza (redroot sage), 925 nucleotides long. Its product is annotated as protein phosphatase 1 regulatory subunit INH3. Gene Ontology annotation, cellular component: nucleus. Gene Ontology annotation, molecular function: protein phosphatase 1 binding; protein serine/threonine phosphatase inhibitor activity. The coding region runs from base 26 to 547 and encodes 173 amino acids. The transcript is spliced from 2 exons. NCBI's taxonomy places the organism in Eukaryota, Viridiplantae, Streptophyta, Magnoliopsida, Lamiales, Lamiaceae. The record is from RefSeq and is a predicted model, not a curated record.